CAGUCAAUGUGAGCAGAUAAUGAUGAAUAAAACUCUGUCGGUAUCCAAAGGAGUCGAAGUAAAAACAUUACAUAAUAUUUGGUCUCCCAUUCAAAUUGACUGAUGAAUUGUGAAAAAUCGAAAUUAUCUAUUAUUACACUGUUUUUUUGGAAGUUGUACUUUGAACUAGCUUUAGCCCGUGGCUUCCGGGAUGUAAAGGUACCAUAUAUGUCCUUCUCCAUAAUUCAAACUGACGACCUCGGUGGCGCAGUGGUAAAGUUCUUGCCACUGAACCGAGAGGUCCCGGGUUCGAUCCCCGGUCGGCUCAUGAUGGAAAAUAAUCUUUUUGUGAUUGAUCCGGUCUUGGAUGUUUAUCUAUAUAUGUAUUUGUUACAAAAUAUAGUAUCGUUGAGUUAGUAUCCCAUAACACAAGUCUCGAACUUACUUUGGGGCGAGCUCAAUCUGUGCGAUUUGUAUAUUUAUUUAUUUAUUUAUUAAACUACAUGUAUGCAAAAUUUCAAGAAGAUUGGUUGAGUAUUAGAUAGAGCGUGAAGAGGUAGCAAACAAACAAACUUUCUUUCGCAUUUAUAAUAUAAAGUUAGGAUAUUUGGACAGUGAAUGAAACGUAUCGAAGUCACUACUACAAUACCAUAUUUAACAACAUGUAACAAAUUCCCGUACUAUCCACACGUAGCACUACUUUAACCUGCGUCACUUGCAAUAGAUCACUGUGACGUGAUUACUGCCUUCGCGUAGCCAUUUCCCCUCCUGUCCACAUUAGUCCUUCCUCGACAGUAGCACUGCGGCGAUCAAAGAUGGCGCGUGCGUGGGCGCACAUACCGGCGGCGCUGGCGCUGCUGUUCGCAUUCGAUACAUUAGCCCAGCGGAAUCCUAUCAAGGAAGCAUUGUAUUUGCAUAAUGACAACUUCACAAACGUGUCGUUUGAAGACUGCGUGUGGAAGCGAGACAGAGAGCCUUGCCCUGAUCCGGACGUCUUUCUGCAUCUAUACACGGCAGCUGAGCCUGAGAAGAAAGUGGUAGACUUAUCAAGCGAGGAUUGGCUGCGACAGAGCGGGUGGGAGCCCACACACGAGACCAUCCUGCUCAUCCAUGGGUAUGCGGGUGGAGACGACACUCUGCCUAUCACCGUGCUGAGAGAUGCAUACUUGCGUCGAGGCGGCUAUAACGUGUUCAUGUUGGACUGGGGCGCCCUGUGCCAGCCUCCGUGCUACGUAGCGGCUGUCCACAACCUGCGGCCCGUAGCCCGAUGUGCGGCCGAAGCUCUAGGGUCCCUGAGAAGGGCCGGGCUCCGCCCCGACCGCCUCACCUGCGUGGGGCACUCGCUGGGUGCGCAUCUGUGCGGCAUCAUGGCUAACUUCCUCUCGUUUAGGCUGAACAGGAUCAUUGGUUUGGAUCCGGCGCGCCCUCUGAUUCGCUCCGCCCCGGCGCUCCGCUUAGACCCGGGCGACGCGCGUGCAGUGCACGUGUUACACACCAACGCCGGACGGUAUGGAGAGGCCUCGCGACUCGGACACGCCGACUUCUGCCUCAACGGAGGCCGCAGCCAGCCUUAUUGCGAGGAUACACCCAACGAAGCCCUAUGCAGCCACAUCUGGUCCAUCUGCUACCAGGCGGAGAGCCUGUUCCGCGCGCGGUCGGCGACGCCGUGCGGGCGGCGCUGCUCCGUGCGUGUGCCGCCCUCGCGCGCCGCCGUGCUGCCCGUGCUGCUGGGGCAGCCUGCGCCCAUGACAGCACAUGGUGCAUACUGCGUGGAGGACUUCACGACCCCGUUCUGUCCGCACACGUCCAACUUGCCCGAAGGCGACCGGCGCUGCUGCCUGGACGAUCAAUACGCGGCGGCGGCCAGCACUGAGCCGCAGCGCAAGCGCCCGCGCCCGCUCGUGCGCCUGCGCGCGCGCCGCCUCAAGCCCGGCGACGACAACGCGCUGCCAGAGGAUUGAGGCUCAUUUCUAUUGCGUCAAGAUAGUUUCAAGUAUGUUUCGUCAAAAAUGUCUCGUGUAAACAUCAAAUUCGUCGUAAGUUCAAUGCAUACAUUGUAAAAUUUAAUUCAAUUCAAAUAUUUAUUUUCAAGAUAUGAAAUUGUCUUUAUCUAUUGUGUAUACACAAUAGAUAAAGGCAAUUUGAUAUCUUCGUCACUUUAAUUACUACAUGUACAAUAAAAGUAAACCAUGUUGGGCAUUACAAUUUAAAUCUUUAAAGUGUAACGCACGGCAAACGAAUAUUAAUAUAACAAAAAAUACAAUUUAUAAAUAUUAAUCUAUAGUUGUGUACCUACUUAAUGAAAUGUAAACUUACGUUUACAUGUGAAAUUUUUGACGAACGAAACUGAUGUCGCUAGUAUCGUUUGAAAAUUGGGCUUUAGUAAACACGCUUGCACGACAUAGCUCGCGUUUUUUGGUGAAAAAUAUGUGAGAUACACACAUGCGUAUGUCCCAUAUUAUAAACACUUUUUUACAUUAAUUUAAGCAGCGAACAAGACUUUCAAUUUAAUAAUGGUCUUCCUCUAUGAGAACAAAAUAUUCGCAUUCAUACAAGUAUUCGCAUUCUUGGAUUCGAAAAUGCACCCAAGCAACAAGAUAUUUUUCUUUUUUUAAACC
Plodia interpunctella (Indianmeal moth) is the source of this 2597-nucleotide messenger RNA. RefSeq names its product pancreatic lipase-related protein 2-like. The transcript has 7 exons. Gene Ontology annotation, molecular function: lipase activity. The record is from RefSeq and is a predicted model, not a curated record. The coding region runs from base 795 to 1940 and encodes 381 amino acids. Gene Ontology annotation, biological process: lipid catabolic process. Lineage: Eukaryota; Metazoa; Arthropoda; Insecta; Lepidoptera; Pyralidae.